AUGCUUUCUUUACCUCUCUUUCUCCCACCCCUUUCCCCUUUCCCAUCUCCCCUUUGGCAUUUCUGUCCACCUUUCGAUUCAUUAGCCGACCCUUUCUCUCACACCGCCGACGGGACGAGAUAUUUUCGUUUUUUCCUUAGAAACAAUAUCAUUCUCUUUUCUCUGUCGUUUUUUAUUUAUCUCGUUCACAGCGAUGUCAUUCGUUUUUCCAACCCCUUUUCUUCAACGUCGUUCAUUUUUUUCUUUUUCCAUUCCUUCGCUUCAUCGUCCCUUUUUUUUUCCUUCGCUUCAACGUCGCUUUAUUUUUCCUUCACUUCACCGUCGCUUUUUUUUUCCUUCGCUUCACCGUCGCUUUUUUUUUCCUUCGCUUCACCGUCGCUUUUUUUUCCUUCGCUUCACCGUCGCUUUUUUUUCCUUCGCUUCACCGUCGCUUUUUUUUUCCUUUUCACUUCGCUUUUUUUUUCCUUCGCUUCACCGUCGCUUUUUUUUCGCUUCACUGUCGCUUUUUUUUCCUUUCGCUUCACCGUCGCUUUUUUUUCCUUCGCUUCACCGUCCCCUUUUUUUCCUUCGCUUUUAUUUCCGUCGCUUCAACGGAAGGUUCGGUUCCCUUUCGUUCCUUCGCUUCAAUAUCGUUCGUUUUUUCUUCUUUUGCUUCAAUAUCGUUCGUUUUUUUUUUCACUUCGCUUCUUAACGUCGGUUUUUUUUUUUUUUGUUCCUUCUCAUUUCCGUUGUUCGUUAUUUUUCUCGUUGGCUUCUACGUCGUUCGUUUGUUUUUCUUUUUUCGUUCCUUUGCUUCAAAGCCGUUCCUUUUUUCAUUUCUUUUCACUCUUUCGCUUAAACAUCGUUUGUGCUUUGCCUUUUUUUCUACUUUUUUUCCCCGCCUUCCCUAUAACGUCGUUUAUUUUAUUCUCUACAUCGUUCUGA
Acanthosepion pharaonis is the source of this 924-nucleotide messenger RNA. The record is from the annotation of a GenBank genome assembly. NCBI's taxonomy places the organism in Eukaryota, Metazoa, Mollusca, Cephalopoda, Sepiida, Sepiidae.